AUGGCAAAGGACCCGACACUACAGAACGCGUUGGAUCAGCACCAGUCUCUCCUCUUCCGCCUUCCACGAGAGCUGCGAGAUGAGAUCUACCACUACUAUUCCCAAGCAAACGGUUACUACUACGACUCCACCUCUGGGACACUUCGAAUGGACGGCGGCGAGUCCAUUGAUCUCAGCCUUCAAUAUACCUGCAAAAGAACAGCGGCGGAGAUGCAGGGUAUUGCCUUGGGAAUCAACAAAAUAACCUUCCGCACGAUGGUCGAUCUCCCCAGGCCUUCCGACCAACUCAUGAAAUCUCAAGUCUUCGAUCAUUACAUCCGUAAAAGAAGGCGUACCAUACUUAGUCGUAUGGUCGAAUGGACAUAUCCUCUAGUUACAGACGAGACCAUGCGCCAGUUGUGCGAACGCCAUCCAGCGAACCUGGCAGUCAAGAAGAUGAGGGAAUUGCAUCGAGAGGGAGACAGUGAUGGACCCCUAGCGGGCGGACACCUAUGGGGUGACAAUGGAGGUUUCGAUACAGUCGAUUAUGACGAGUACUCAGCGGAAGCCAUCGUAAUUCUCCGAGAUUUACUAGACAUCAUAUCCACCGAUCCUGGAUUCUGGCACAUGACUGCGAGCGACUUCGAUGUCAACGCGAGGAGGGCCUUCUUCGUGGCAACUGAGCAUUGGGCCACGCGUUGGGACAAAUUCGAGGAUUAUCUCACGGAGCAUAUUCCCGUAUACACUUCCAAGGCAGAACAGCAGCAAGUGCUACAGUGGCAACCUGACAGCUGGUUCAUCCCAACAGAUGACGAUCUUGAGGCACUGGAAGAGUUGAUCACAAAAGCCGACCCUAUCCAUGGGCCCUACUUUGACCACAUGCUUGGUGAAGGCUUCGCGGAUGCCAUCAAGGGGGUAAUUGAAGGGAACAUUCCAGCUCGGUUCGACGCAGACAUGGGGAAGAUUUGGGAUAUCGAUCAGCUGUUGAGAGAUCAGGAUGGCGAUUGGCCUGAAGACUUGGAUGAUGUUUUCGAACUUCGCAACCUGGAAGAGCCACCGGAAGGCUGGUGCGCUGCACAUGAGGAGCGGUUUGGGGUGUGGAAACACAGAGACUCUGUUCGACUGGACUGGACAGAAUACAUGGAGGGGGUUGAGAUGCUUUUUGAAGCAGAAUGA
Molecule: messenger RNA, 1155 nt
Organism: Alternaria metachromatica
Lineage: Eukaryota; Fungi; Ascomycota; Dothideomycetes; Pleosporales; Pleosporaceae
Exons: 2
Coding region: 1-1155 (384 amino acids)
Source: RefSeq, a predicted model, not a curated record